GAGCAAGAUUAAACCUAAAACCUAAUAUUCAAUUCCCUUCCUCCCUCUUCCUCCCUCUCUGCCGUCCCACUCUCUUCUCCUUCUCUACACUCGGCUGCACAGCAGCAGCCUUUUCCCCUUCCCUUCUUCUUUUCCUUGUCCCCAAAUCAAUCCCUCUCCCUCCCUCAUUUUCAGUGACACUCAGAUCAAUCCGUUGAUCCCUCCUAAUCCCAAUCCCUAGAUAGAACCCAAUUUCCCGGACUCUAUCAUUUGCGGCCAUUCAAACUACUCAAUUUAAAAGCUUUCUACAGCCACAGGAAAACAACAUAUCCCAUAUUAUGUUCUAAGAAGGAAAGGUCUUAAAGGAAGGCGAAAGGUUACUACUCACUAGCUGUUGGGGAGUGAAGAUCCACUUGGCACGGUGAGUCGAGGUCUGGAAAUCCGCCAUGGCAGGAAACUCGGAAUCACGCGGGAGGAAAGAGAACUCGGAACGCCUUCUUCACCGCGCUUUACCGGAGAAUAGGGUGUUUAGAGGAUCCCAAAUUUCCUCCCUCGCCGGCGGAUUCCCUAAAAAGAAAGAUUGGUGCUACUCCGACGGAGAAUGAUCGAAGAACCGGUGAAGGUUACGGCGGGAAUUUGGGUUUAAGAAGUAAGAACUAAGACUGAUUCUUGAAGGCCCAUUAUGGACUAGUCCUUCUAAGAACAUUGGUUAGGGCCUCGCGUCAGGCCCAACUCGCUUAAAGCAGGAAAGAGAACUCCAAAGAAAAGCCCCCAUCACUUUCUUGGUGGACGAAAAUAAAACGUGACAGUGGGUGGACGAACAAUCACCGACACAUAGAACGUCGUCGUACAGAUGAAUCCGGCGUCGUUGUUUAUCAAGAAGAAAAGCCGGAAAUAUUCACAAAAAAAGGAAAAGAAGAAAGCCGAAAAGUUGAAAAUAUCAUCGAUCUAUCAAGAAAAGGGAAGGGAAGGGAAGGAAGCUGCAAAAUUUCCACAAUCGGAGCUCCGAUGGAUCACUACAAGGUGCUGGGCGUUCAUCGGAGUGCGACGAAAUCGGAGAUUAAGGAAGCCUUUCGGCGGCUAGCCGUCCAAUUCCACCCGGACAAACAUUCCCAAUCCUCCGGCCAAGUGAGGGACAGCGCAGCUCUCCGCUUCAAGCAGAUCUCUGAGUCUUACCAAAUCCUCAUCGACGAUCGGAAGCGCGCCGAUUACAACGUCCGCCGCUCCACCGCCCAACCCCGCGGCGGCGGAGGAGGAGGAGGAUAUGCCGGCAGCAACUACCACUACAACAACCGUUCAUCGUCUUCUUCGUACGACGGCGGUGCGCGGGGACGGAACAGCAGUGGAGUGUCGAUGCUGGAGGUCGCGAUCCGUUUCAUGACGACAAGGGCGUUCCUCCUGAACAUGGCGUUCGCCGGGUGCCUGUUGGGCGGCGCGAAAAUGAUCGACGGCGGCGGCGAGAGGAUGUGGAAGCGGUGGAAUUCAGGGAAAUCGUUCGAGGAAGCAAUGGAUUCGGUCGAGAAGGCCAAAUCGCGGCAGCGGCGAGGGCUUGAAGACGGCGAUUGAAUUGGGGGAAGGGAACUUAAUUGAGUUUAUUUAUUCGCACAUUUAGGAUUCGUUUGGAAAUUGCUAUUGUUUAAUAGAUGUACGGUUGAGAAUGCAUGUAUAAUAUUAUACAUGUAUUGUCAAAUUUGAUGCAUUGUAGAAUACAACGUUUGAUAUGUG
This is a messenger RNA of Linum trigynum, 1704 nucleotides long. The record is from the annotation of a GenBank genome assembly. Lineage: Eukaryota; Viridiplantae; Streptophyta; Magnoliopsida; Malpighiales; Linaceae.